This is a messenger RNA of Xylaria bambusicola, 1131 nucleotides long. RefSeq lists its product as uncharacterized. Bases 1 to 1131 code for a protein of 376 amino acids. NCBI's taxonomy places the organism in Eukaryota, Fungi, Ascomycota, Sordariomycetes, Xylariales, Xylariaceae. The transcript has 4 exons. The record is from RefSeq and is a predicted model, not a curated record.
AUGCGAUCAGCCGCUGCACGGACAGUGCGAACUUUGCAGCUGGCAUUUCUGCGCAAAACAUGUGGUGUCAGCGCGGCAUACUUGUCUUACAAACGAGAAGGUCUGACAUUAUUACAGCACAUAAACGCAAUAUACGAAUCUAGAGAUCCAGCUAAGGUCAAAGAGCUAAACACAGCGCGGCGAACGGCAGGCGAAAAGGUAAUCUCCAGAUUGUUAGCCAAUAUCAAUUGCGAUGCCCUUCGCUGGCGUGCAAAGGCUUUACGAGAUGGUAUCAACUGUACAGUUAAUCUCCCACCACCAGAUCAAGCAUACUUCAACACUGAUGUCCUCGGUGGGUAUAACUGCCAUGGCUCUCUAUUGUUUCGACUCCCAAAUCACAAUGAACCUCCAUUGCAGGAGAGGAACUUCGAUAGGCGUAGUGAGUUUGCGACAUCUCAUUUCCUUGCUGAAUCUGCCGUUCCAGUCCCUGAGGUGUACGACUGUGCCGAUGACAACGACCCUAUGAAUCCUGUUAGUGCUGGCUACAUUUUACUCAAGAAGCUAGCUAGCAAACUAUUGGCCUCUGGCCAAUUAGCAUCUAUCUCUAUAAACCUAGAAAAGCAUCCUCUGAACGCCUUCGGGCGUCUACAGCUAUCGUCUAUGGGGCUACCAGAAGUUUCACCAGCCUUUUUUGAUUACGACUCAAAUGAAAACUUGAUUCCAUUCGGCCCAUUCAGCCAACCAAACGACUACUACAGAGCUCUUGUCCAGCGGAAAAUUCAGCUCAUUGGAACCGUGGAGACCGCAAAUUCUGCGCCUCUAGAUCAAUAUCUUGUCUACAAGAGCCUCCUUGACACUCUCCCACCAAAUGAGUCAGGACCUUUUCCCAUCCGUCACGUGGACUCUAGAAACGCGAAUUUCUUAGUCGACGGUGACUACAACAUUACGGGCAUAAUUGACUGGGAGCUGACUGUUUGUCCUUCUAAAGGAUCGGCUUUCCAAUCCCCUCUCUUGAUGUACAACUUAGGGGGGCUCUACAAUGAAGGUCUAAUUGACCAGGUCAUUGAGACUGAUCCUUGGGACCGGGAAAUGUUUGAGAGCGUUUUCAGUGGAUGGUGGAAAGCCACGCCUGGGGCAGAUAGAUUUGAUUAG